Molecule: messenger RNA, 2957 nt
Organism: Paramuricea clavata
Lineage: Eukaryota; Metazoa; Cnidaria; Anthozoa; Malacalcyonacea; Plexauridae
Source: the annotation of a GenBank genome assembly
AUGAUAAAAAUAUUAACUAAGUAUAUAACCAUUAACGGCAAAAAGUUAAAGGCCGGUGGGGCGGUGGUCUUUUGCUGUGACAAGCUAUUGACGUUGUAUUUUUUGUUUCCAAAAGGUGGCGAGUUGUCCGAAACAGACGUCAUUUCAUCUCUCAACGUUGAUUCACAAUUGCAAUGUUCACAUGAAUGCCUGACAGAACCUGGCUGUAUUUCAUUCAACUACAGAUCUCAGACCACAGCUGACACAAGCCGGCAAGUGAAUUGUCAGUUGAGUAAUAAAACUCGAGAUGAAAUCAUUACUGAGGAUGGACAAUGGAUGUUUUAUCAAGACCUACAAACUGUAAGUUUUGUCUUGACUUAAUUAGGGUUUCUUUUUCAUUUUAACGGCAUGGCAUGACAUUACAUGUUAAUGAAGAAUCUUAAACAACACAUGAGACACAGAGACACUAUAAUACAUUUCUAACUAACGUGCCUUUGAAAUUAUUUUUGUUAAAAAUUACUGCAAUUCCCCAUCGUAUACUACAUUCCUUUUACCAAACCUUGAAACUUAUCGACUCAAUAAAAAGGUUGGUAUUUUGCAUUCAUUCUCCCCCAUUAUAUCACAAACAUUACAUUAAAUAAUAAUAAUAAUAAUAAUAAACGAUACGAAUUUUCGCAAUCAAGAAAAACAAGACCUGUAAAAAGGCUGUAUAUAAAUAAUUAUAAAUUAUAAAGUGACUGAGACCCCGUUCACACGAUACCGGCGUGGCAUUCUGCCUGCAGAAAAUCAUCACGGUUUCAACUGUUCACACGACACCGGCAGAUUAUAUUCCGCUUUGACAAUAUGCUGCACAAAUCAGUUAAGAUAGACAGAAUAAAAUAUCCAACAACAACAGUUUUGUUAAUUCAUUUUGCAUAACCGUAAUGAAAUUCGUACGGUUGGGCGUUCACACGGCACUCUGACGGUAGAAUUUCGUUCCGUUUUCAAACUCUUACGUUUAGCAUAUGGUUUUCAAACCCUUCCGUGACGGUUAGCGUUACGGUUUCACAUUUUUUCAUACCGGCAUCGUGUGAACGCAACCCCCAAACGUAAGAAUUUCGUACCGUUUUCAAACUCUGCCGGUAUCGUGUGAACGGGGGUCUGAGAUGAUGAAAAUUGACAAAAACUGAUCCACAUACGUCUUUAUGAUGGGACAGCUGCAGGUGUUUUCAAAAUUCUAGUCUUUCUUUUUAAUCUACUGCCGAAUAAAUAAUUGUUUUAAUUAACUAAAUUUUAUUUAAACGGACAAAAUACUGUAAAUAAUCUGACUAAAUUUUAUUUUCAUACAAUUUUUCACAGUAGGAAUUCGACUUUCUUUAUUACUUAUUUAUUGCUGCUGCGUUUGUACCGUUGACACACAGCUGGGAGGGUUGGAAUAAUCAAGUAUCAAAUAAAUAGAGGUUAUUACACGGUGCCAAGAAGACAUGAAUGUUAUUUUCAAGUUGUGAAAAACUAAAAACAAUAUUUUACGAACGAGCGCAGCGAGUGAGUCCUGUCAAAUAUUAUUUUUAACACCAGAAAAUAAUAUUCAUAUCUUCGAGCGAAUGAGUGUUUUUCCGGUAAAACACCCAUGUCCAUAUAAUAAUAAUAUAAUUUACAUCACACGUUGACAGCUGCGUUCGAAUGUCUGUGAGUGAUAUUAUUAGGCCACAUAAAAAAAAUAGUUGGCUAGCGUCCCCGCCCGCCCACAAAAAAGGAUCCGCUCAGGAUUUUUUUUUAUUUUUAGUUUAAAAAAAAACACUUUUAUUGAUCAACGGGCUCUAAUAUAUGUAGUAUUUCUGUUGACUGCAGUCAAUUGUGUUAAUAAUUUGCGAAAUUGCGUGCGAAAAUGACGGUAUAAAUCAUAUUUUGAAAUAUAUAAUAUGUACUGCGCAAGAAAAUCAAGUUUCGGAGCUAACAGUGAGUAAAACCUGCAAGGCGUUAAAAAUUAGUAAAACUUUAAAAAAAAAAGCGCGCGCCCGCCCACUUUUUGGCAACAGGUAAGGACGCUAACCAACUAUUUUUUUUAUGUGGCCUUAUGAAUACGUUAUGACUUAUGUACUAAAUUGUUAAUAUUGACCUGCUGGCUGGCCCUCCGAUCACACGGUUCAUUUUGAACUGUUUCUUUGUUUUAGCUCUUAGUCUAUUAACUGUGGUUUUAGUUGAAAAAUGAAAGCUACGUUGGAGAAAAUUCGGAUACUAAUACUAACUCGGCAGGUAUUUCUUAAAUGCAUCUUGAAACAAUGCUACAAUUAUAUCAUUAUACUCGCUCACACGAGAGACUGUUGCAACUGUUUGCACUCUUUGAUCAUUUCUCGACACAUAUAUUCUAUAUUCUUCAGUUGGAGCAAACUGUGCUGAUCUCUUUGAGUCUGGAGUGGGAAAUGAUGGAGUAUAUACAAUAGAUCCAGAUGGCCAGGGAUCAUUUGAAGUCCGAUGUGAAUCUGGAGGUUGGACAGUUAUUCAGAGAAGACUGGAUGGUAGUGUUGAUUUCUUUCUGGACUGGUCUCAAUAUAAAUCUGGAUUUGGCGAUUUUAACGGAGAAUUCUGGUUAGGAUUAGAUAAAAUACACCGCUUGACUAAAUCUGGUCUGAAAAAGUUGAGAAUUGACUUGAUGGAUUUCAAUAACGCUCAGGUUUAUGCACAGUAUACCACUUUUAAAAUAUCUGAUGAAGCCAAUCGAUACACUCUCAAUGUCGCCGGCUAUUCAGGUGAGCUGCCAAAAUUGCAUUACACUUUUUGUUAGACGAUGUUUCCGAAGUAUUGUCGUAGAAUUUCGGUAAAACUUUACGAAUUAAUAGCAGUUGUUGGUCAACUUUAAUCAAUAAUAGACUAUACUAUAGGUAUGAGAAUAUACAAAUCUUAUAAUUUAUCUGUCUUAUCAGGUAAUGCUGGUGACUCUCUGGCCUACCACAAUGGCCACAAGUUUUCAACGAAAGAUAAAGAUAAUACUGGCAAUU